AUGCUCCAGGCGAUAACGCCAGAGUCAAAGCGAUCGCAGGCGAAGGCGCUGAAGGAAGAAGGCAAUGACUUGGCGAAGCAGGGGGACAAGGCGGAGGCGCUCAAGAGGUACGAGAAGGGCAUCCGGCUCCUGGGCCUUCUCAACUACGAGCUUGAUGAGGAGGGCCUAAAGGCCCUGGAAGCCCAGACGCAGGAAGGCCGCGAGCUGCUGUCGAUCCUCGCGGCGAACGCGGCGCAGAUGUACAUGGAUCCGGCAUGCCGCCAGCUGUCCAAGGCCAUCCAAAGGUGUAGUCUGGCGAUCGACGCCAAUCCAAGCAACGCCAAGGCUCACUUUCGGAGGGCAUCGGCUGCUUACGACUACGCCGACAACGUGGCCAAGGGUGCCGACGCCAUCCUCGCGCAGGCACAGCGGGACAUCCGAAAGUUUCUGCAGAUGGACCAGGAGAAUGCAGCUGGCAAGGCCCUCCAAGAGCGUUUGGCACGGAAGCGGCAGGCAAUCCUUGGCCCAAUCAUGCGGGAGUCUGCGAAGUCUGAGCCCGAGACCGAGCCCGAGUGGUUCCAGCAAGUCAGCCAGCGAGCCAUCUUCGUGUGCAUGUGCGGGAGCAGCGCCGUCGGCAGAGAUCAGAUAGAGCUGCCGGAAACCCUGCUUUCCAUGGCCUCACAAGCCAAGGACAAGAAGGCCAUCAGCGUCGGCGUGGCCUAUGUCGGCUACAAGUCGCCCGACGAGCUGGAGAUGUUCACGGAGGAGUGGCAGAAGAAGUACUUCCGGAUGCUGCGGCUCGGGGAGCGCGCCACGCGCAUCCCGAAGCCUCGCCAGGUCGUUGUCCACGGUGAGGUGUACAACGUCUGGAGCCUUUUGGAGGGGCGUCUGCGCGUCAUGCGGGUUGGCGAGACGAGGAGGAACGGCGAGAAAGUCGGCUUGGGCUGGAUGAGGUACUGUGCCCAGCUCCUGUGGCAUGGGGAGUCCGGCACCCAGCACUUUGUGGGAGGAGAAAGCCGUGAGAAUGUACAGGACGACAUCGGGCAGGUGAUUGCAUUGUCGAUGCAAGCAGACUUGUUUCCGGCUUCUUGCUACAAAGCUACGGCCUCCUUGCCGCUCGGAAGCUGGCUGCUUGCAGCGUCUCAUUCGUCAGCAUUGUGGACCACAUCCACGGAUGAUUACCAUCGAUGGAGCAAUGUCUACUCCCAUGUGGCGCUCAUUUCGGAGGCUGUGGUUGGGGUCCUUGCGGCAUGCGUGAGAGGUGCCGAGCUGUGCAUCAACUUUCUGGCAGUGCGCCCGGAGUGCCGGGAGCCUCGCGUGAAAGUCGGAGCCUUGCUCCUUGAGGCCUGCUUGAACCAGGCCCAGGCAUCACCCAGCUUGCGUUCAGCAUGUGGAGUGGUGUACAAGAACACCUCUUGGCUGAUGAGCCUAGCAUCAACGUUCAAGUUUCUUGAGGUGCAGGACUUGGGCGGGAAGGUGCUUCUUGAGCGAAACUUCCCGGAGCCUACACAUCGGACACAGCAAGAGGUCACCCUCAGUGCCCCGACAGCGCACAAUCUUCAGGAGUUUCAGAAGCUGGAUCAGCAGAACCUUCCGCUGUCUUAUGGUCUCGAUUUCUACCGCAGAGUGCUUCUACAUGCGGGGCUUUCACGCCUGGCUUCCGUGGAUGGCAAGGCUGUGGGAAGCUUGAGCGCUCGACUGGUUCGUUCCAGCCGCUACGAGGAUUUUGUGUACAUCGGCAACUUGUGCGUGAGCACAACUUCUCGUCGCCGUGGGGUGGGAGAGCAGCUGGUUCACUGGCUGUUGGACGAAGUUCGUCGACAGCCGGAAGUUUCAUGCAUCUACGCGCACACAGAAGUAUGCAACAAGCCAGUGCUAUCCAUGGCCGUGAAGAUGCAGUUCCACAUCAUCGGGCUUGCGCCGGGAUACUACUCUCAACCUGCCACUCCUGAUGCCUAUGUCCUUUUCUGGUGCAAGCCGGACAGGCAAACAGCAGGAUCACAGCACCCAAUUUCGAUCCACGAUCUCGAGGAGGCAGUUCGACAUGCGGCAGAGUUGGACCGACAAUGUUUGAGUUCUGAUACACCUGGCAACCGUGAGAUUUCCAGGGAGGAAUCAGGGCAUGAUGGCUCCUCAUCUGACAGCGAAUGGCUGCUGGUGGAACCUGUGAGCCAUGAUUCGUGCCUCUAG
Messenger RNA from Symbiodinium natans, 2169 nucleotides. NCBI's taxonomy places the organism in Eukaryota, Dinophyceae, Suessiales, Symbiodiniaceae. The record is from the annotation of a GenBank genome assembly.